Saccharomycopsis crataegensis is the source of this 4203-nucleotide messenger RNA. Its product is annotated as protein phosphatase regulator. Bases 1 to 4203 code for a protein of 1400 amino acids. The transcript has a single exon. NCBI's taxonomy places the organism in Eukaryota, Fungi, Ascomycota, Saccharomycetes, Ascoideales, Saccharomycopsidaceae. The record is from RefSeq and is a predicted model, not a curated record.
AUGUCAAAAUCUCUUGAAAAUAAUGAAUCCGGAGUUACCAAUGGGGACGUUGACUGGAUUUUCCGUGGCAAGAUAAAAAAAAAUAUGAAGGGUGCCACGGAUGAUGCUUCAAUUAAGGUGCCCAAGGCCCCAGUAAUCCCAUCACCUAACGAUUUGACAUCAAUUAAUCCCCCAGCCACUUCGGCCACUUCUAGCACGUCAGUACAGCUAUCCAAAGAAAACAGAGCUUCCGGAUCCAGGGCCCCCGCUGCUUCCACUCCAUCGCAAACCACCACCACAUCAAACACAACCCCUUCCGACCUCCACGCCUCAACUGCAAAUGGCAGACUCAAUGAUAAAUUCACCGCUAGCAAUAAUAAAGAACUUCAUUCAGGCACCAUCCCUUUGAAUUCCGGUUUUAAUAAGAGCUUGAAGACUAGGAGCCGCUCAUCAAGUCUUUCCUCUACCUUGACAAGAAGAUCCAUUGAUUCAAAUGACGCUAGGAGAAGGUUAUCCGUCAGCAGUGAGACCAGGUCUUUAUCAAGUAUCCCCCAAAAUGAAUUAGAAAAGAAACUAAGCGGAGCCAGUACUAGCUCAGGAAAUGGUUUGACCCGUACAUCAUCACAAACAUCAAGCGGUGGAAGUAAGAAAUCUUUAUUCAGUUCAAUCUCAUCGAAAUUCGGGAAAAAGAAGGCUAAUAGUGUCCCGCCACCUGUUCAUCCAAUAAAAACAGAGCUUGCUAAGCCAGCCGAAUCCAGUUUAGAAUCCAAAACAUCUGUCACUCCCAGCGCUGGCUCGGUAACCUCUUCUCCUGCCACUUUGUCUUCAGCGGCUUCAAUGACAUCACCGGUGCUCAAAGUCCCAUCGCCUAAAGUGGCCUCUCAAGAAUCUCCUGGUCUUGAUAACAAAAAACGUUUUGGAUCAUUGCGUGGUAAAGUUAGCGCCAGAAUUUCUAGUAAAUCAGUGCAACCCCCAGCGCCAACCGAAAGAGUUAUUUUGAAUAAGAACCCAAAUAAAGUGGAAAUUCCUAUUGAGCAACUCACCAACUUGAAAAUGAAGAGAGUCACCUUUGAUAUCAACUCCAUUAGAAAUGAUCCCCCUCAACAGAUUCCUUCAAGAAAGCCAAAGAAAGGUAAUGUGUUGAUUCCCGAAGAUCUUAUUGCCGAAACCCCUAGACUUUCGGUAGGCAUUGCAAACAGUGAAAAGAAAAUCUCGGAGAUUGAAACAAAGAAGGACUACAACCAAAAACAAUAUUUAUUGGCAUUAGAAAGCCAGAAGAGGGCCCUUGAGGAAGCCAAGAAACAUGCGCAAGAAGCCCACUCAUCAGCCAUUAGAAUUGCCAACGAAGUGGCCAACUACAAAAUUUCAAAAAAUGGGCAUCUUAUGCCAUCAAUGAAUCAAGUAGAGGAAGAUGCGCCGAUCUUAUUCCACACCGAAAAUGUUGAUAUUGAUAAACCAAUGCAUCAUCGUGAGCAUCACUUUGACGACGAUAAGCCACCGGAAGCGGAUGCAGAAAAUGAAGAUAAUUAUCUCUCUGUCCACGACGUGCCAUUAGACAUGUUAUACACGCGCUGUUGCCAUUUAAGAGAGAUCUUACCAAUCCCAGCUACUCUCAAACAAUUGAAAGGAAAAUCUAAACCAUUGCAUGUGUUGAAAUUCUUGAACCCCAAACCAACCUUGAUCGAUAUCUUAUCUUUUUCUGAUUUUAUUGCCAUCGCACCAAUUAACACCAUCAUUUUUGAUAAUGUGAUUCUUACCAAUGAAAUGAUCAAGGUAAUGUUAACAUCUCUAUCGAAUAACCAAAGUUUGGAAAAAUUGUCUCUUAAAAAUAUGAUGAUUGAUAGUGAAUCAUGGAAAUUUUUGUGCAAAUUUUUGUUGAAAAAUCAAAAGCUUUUGAAGUUGGAUUUAUCUCAGACCAAAUAUCGCUCAGACUUAUCUCCCGAAUAUUAUCGAUUCAAUAUGAAUUGGAAAUUAUUUGUCGACGUGCUUAAGAAGCGUGGCGGCAUUUCAGAAUUGAUCUUGACCGGAAUUGAUUUCAAACUUGAAGAUUUCCAAGAGUUAAUUGGAAGUGGUAUUGCCAUCAGCACCAAACGUUUGGGGUUGGCUUCGUCAAAUAUUUCUGCUACAAAAUGUGAAAUCAUUAGCCAAUGGUUAAACAAAGAAAACUCAUCUUGUGAAGGCAUUGACUUUGGAUUUAACGAUUUAAGUAAUAAGCAAUUGUCUAAAUUGAAGGUCAGUAAUCCAAAAUCCAAGUUGUUGUUUUUGUCAUUGAAUGCUACCAAUCUUUCAGAUGUGAAGGAGUUUUCAGUAUUCCUUAAAAAUUUGUCAGAAUUACCAAACUUGAGCUACUUGGAUUUAAGCUCCUUGCCAAACAUUAUUCCUUCAAGUAUUCCUUAUUUGAAACGUUAUUUGUCAAAAUUCCCCAAUCUUAAACGGAUUCACUUGGAUUAUAAUUACUUGUCUGCCAAAUCUUUGGCCGCUGUCCUUGAUAUUCUACAAAAUUGUCGGAAAUUGAUCCACGUUAGUUUGAUUGGCAAUGAAGUUCAAGGGGUCGGUGCCUCAUUAUACAGCUGCGUUAAAGGAUCGCGAUCGAUUUUCAAUCUUGAUAUUGACUAUGAUUCUAUUCCUGAAUUGAUCAGUUCACGUAUUGCGGUUCUAUUGAUGCGUAAUAUGGAAAUUAAUUUGCACGGUGAAGAAUCUAUUCCAUCUAAGGGUGAUGACUUGCAAGAUGAGUUGAUCUUUGAUGGUUCCUUGAUUGCCGAGUCUGCUGAAGCAUUUCUCAAUGCUAAAACUUCGGAAUACGAAGAUUACUCCAAUCGUUUGCUUAAGAAAUCCUUGGUCAAUAGAACCAAGGUUAUUAGGGAAGAAAUCCAUCAAACCAUUGAUGCAUUGUUUGAAAAGCGUAAUAACGGUGGUUUGACAACUGAAGAAAAGGAACGCUUGUUGCGUUUCUGUUUGCUUGACUCUGCUCUUGAGAAAAUUGUUCAUAUCUAUUUUGAAGGUACCGAAGAUGGUGGCCCACCGAAGAUUAGUCGUACAAAUACCACUAAUAGCAUUAUGACUGUAGCAACAGUCGAUGAUGACAAUCAAAAUACCUUUAUUGAUAGCCACAACUCCCCAUCCAGACUCAGAGGUGUCGCUAAUGAUGAAAAUAUUAACAUCGUUACCGGCAAGGAUAUCAUCAAUGAUAACUUUGAAGAAGAAUAUUUGCACAACCUUUCAAAGGAUCUUAUCAACACCAAUGAAACAAUUUCUCCAGAAUUGAAUCAAAUCCAGAGUUCCCAAAUCCAAUAUAUCAAUCCUCAGCAGGCCCAAAUCCCACUUAUUUCGCAAGUCGAAUUACCUCAUCAAUUGGCCAUUGAAAAAUCAACGGAUGGCCAAGAAAUUUCCGUUGAUACCACUACUGGGCGCCCAGUUUUGUUCCGUAAUGUUUCUCAAACUUCUAUCAAUGCUAAGAAACAAGAGGAAGAAGAAGGUGAAUUGCACAGAUGGGGGUACUUUGUUCAACAGCAAAAAAGAUUAUAUCCUGAUGAAACCUCUACUGCUCCAGCAUUGCCUCCCUCAUUGCAAGGCCAACAAAAUCGUCUUCAACCUCCACAAUCACCUAGCACAAAGCCAAACCUUCAACCUCAAGCAACACAAGCAAGCUCAUCAUCUACUACCUCCGCUACGUCCGAUUCUCGAAGUGUUUCAUUAAAGACAAAGGGCGCAAGUUCCAACUCCUCCUCUAGCACCAGUGUUGCUUCUGGCGCUAGUACUCCGACUAAUGUGACUCCAAGAUUACUCAGUUUGAUUUCUGGUGAACAACUUCGUAAAGCGGUGAUUAAGGCAAAGGGUAUUAAGUCCAUCAACGAAUUAAUUGACAAAGUGGAACAUGAUUCAUUCCAACUUCAUCACAUUUAUAAAGUUCCACCACCGGAAGCAUCAAUUACUGAAAAUCUGAUUGCGACGAGCAUUGCCAAUGCCGUAAGCGAUGCCCAAGCGCAAACCCAAACAAUUGAUCAGAAGCUUGAAGAUACAGGUAAACAAGUGGAACCAGAAUCCGUAACGAAUGGCGGCGAAGUUUUGAGUCAUGAAGUGGAUAAUGAUGAUGCAGAAAGUUUCCAUAGUAUUGAUUCUAUGGCCAACAGAGUGAACGACUUGUCAUUUGAUGAUGAGAAAGCGGUUGAUGAAACUUAUGACAAGUUGCUUAACGAUGUAGUUAGGGUUAGAUCAAAUAAGUGA